AUGAGACAGAAUGGAGUGCUCAUUCAGCUCACGCUGCUGCUGCUGCUGCUGCUGCUGCUGCUGAUUGCUGGAGGGCCUUCGACGGCAGAUCGAUUGACACCGAAAACAGCAGCAGCAGCAGCAGCAGCAAUAGCAAGACCUAUCAGACAUGCGUCUGCUUGUGGGGCCUUUCUUGUGAACAGCUUUUCUUCCACAGCAGCAACGGCCUGGCAACAGCAGCAGCAAAAGCACCCGCAGCAGCAGAAGCAGCAGCAGCGGGCACGGAGGCAAAUCCACUGCAGGAAGGAGAGCUUUAAUGAACUCCGGGCAUUUAGGCUCAUCUCAACAAAAUGCAGCAGCAGCAAUAGCUGCAUCGAAAGCAGCAGCAGCAGCACCACCUGCAUUGACAGCAACAGCAGCAGCAGCAGCGGCAUUGACAGCAGCAGCAGCAGUUUGUGCUUUCGAGAUGCGGACUUUUUGCGCCGGGUCUCAAAGUGGGUUUUGCUGCGGGCCGUCCUAGGCAUAAACACUCACCCUACCACAGAAGAGUUGCUGCAGCAGCAACAGCAACAGCAGCAGCAGCAGCGGGGUCUGGGCAUCAGCAGCAUUUCUGACAUACACGAGAGGUACUCCACGCUGCCCCCUGGAGCAGCAGGAGCAACAGGAGCAGCUGAAACAACAGCCUUCCCGCAGCAGCAGCAGCAGCAGCCGCAGCAGCAGCAGCGGCCGCAGCAGCAAGAAGCUGCCUAUGGCCGCAUCUCGAGCGUGCGGAAUGGGGGCUUGUUUGUAGAUAUAACUCCUCUGUCUUAUCUCGAUGGCUGCAGCAAAAAUAAGCUGCAGGUGUACUUCGGUAGCAGCCCGAAGCACGCUGCAGGCGCAGCAGCAGCAGCAGCAGCAGCAGCACGGGGUGAGCGGGCCUCUGCACCCCCAGGGGGGGCCCCGCUGGCCCCGCAGCAGCUUUUGCCGCUGCUGGAUUUGGGGGACAUAAUACUAGUAAGAGGGGCCCUGAAGAGAACAAAGAAAGGAGAAUUGACUUUGGCUGUAGCAGCAGCAGCAGCAGCAGGAGCAGCAGCAACAGCAGCAGCAACAGCAAGGGAGACCCAAGGGGGGCCUCAAAACCCCAGGGAGGCCCAGCAGCCAGGGGUUCUGGGGGCCCCCACGGCCCAAGGCCAGGGGGGGCCCCACACUCAGGGGGGCUCCCAAAGCCAGGGGGCCCCCGGGGCCCCACACGUGGGGCCCCACACGGGGGUAGGCCAGGUGGUGCUGCUGGCUAAGCAGUUGCUGCCUCCAGAAGCAGCAGCAGCAGCAAAUUGCUCACCGACUGCUACUGCUGUUGCUGCAGCACGCGGGCUGCUCCUGCAGCACGUGGCAGACCUCGGAGCUCCAGCUAUCUAUGCUACCGCGCUGCAGCAGCAACAACAGCAGCAGCAACAGCAACAGCAACAGCAGCAGCAGGGGGAAGGCAGCCGCAACCCCUGGCUCCCGCAGCUGCUGAUGCUGCAGAAGUAUUUGGGCGAGAAGCAGCAGCAGCUGCUGCGAGACUUCCAGCAGCAGCGGCGGCAACAACAGCAGCAGCAACAGCAGCACGAACUGCAGCAGCAGCAUCAGCAGCGGGAGGAGGAAGAGAAUUGCUGGACUGCAGAAGCAGCUGCGCAGCAGCAGCAGGAGCCAGGGCAGCAGCAAGACAGCAGCAGCAGCGGUGCUGCAGGGGUCUCACUGCUGCUGCAGCAGCCAUCCAGGCGCCAUUUGCUGCUGUGCCGCAGCGCAGCAAUAGGGGCCUUGCGCUCUUUUCUUGAUGCUCAGGGCUAUUUGGCUGUAGACACCCCCUGCUUGCUGCGCAUGCAGCAGCAGCAGCAGCAGCAGCAACAGCAGCAGGAGCCGGAGCAGCAGCAGGAGCUGGAGCAGGAGCAGCAGGAUGCUCCACCAGCUGCUGAAACAGUCCGUCUCUUCGUCUCGCAGAUCCAUGCGACCAAGACAGGCGUAGUGUUGCGCCAGGCGCCGGAACUAAACCUAAAGAAGCUGAUUGUUGCUGGCGUUUCUGAUAAGGUCUAUGAGCUGGGCCGGUGCUUCCGCAACGAGGGCUUGUCUUGGAGACAUCAUUUUGAAUUCGUCUCUUUAGAAGUUUACCGGGCUUUGGCAGCAGCAGCAGACAUGCGGCAGCUCGCGCAGCAGCUGCUGCGGGCCGCUGCUGCUGCUGUUGCUGCAGUCCCCAGACACCGGCGGCGACCCGCAGCAGCAGCAGCAGCAACAGCAGCAGGCCUCACAGAACAGGGGCUGCUGCUGCUGAGGGACCCCCAAGAGCAGCAAAGAUUUGUCUCUGUCGAUUUGGAGAUUCCGUUUGAGGAGUAUAAGUACCUGGACUUAGUCAGAAUGCAUACGGGCAUCGACCUGCAGCAGCUCACGCUGCAAGAGGCCCUUCGACAGACGGAGCUGCUGCAGCAGCAGCAGCAGCAGACGCUGCCUGCUGCUUGUCUCGCUACCAAGGAGCACUUGUCUGCUUUUCUCUUCAAAAGAUUCGUAGAAAAGAAACUUCUGAGGCCGACCCAUGUGCUGCACCCGCCGCUGCUGCUGUCGCCCCUAGCAGCAUCAGUAGCCCCAGCAGCAGCAGCAGAAGCAGCAGCACUCCCAGCGGCAGCAUCAGCAACAGCACCACCACCCCCAGCAGCAACAGCAGCAGCACCAGCAGUGCCAACAGCAGCCGCAGCAGCAGCAGCAACGCCAGCAGCAGCAGCACAAGCCACAGCAGCAGCAGCAGCAGCAGCAGCAGGUGACAUGCCGCUGGCUGAGCGCUUCGAAACCUAUGUGGGGGGAGUGGAAGUGGCUGACGGCUACGCAGAGCUGAGCUGCCCGCUGGAGCAGCGGAGGAGAUUAAAGCAGCAGCAAAAAGAAUUUAAAUUAGAGCAGCAGCAAAAAGAAUUUAAAUUAAAUCAAAUAAUUAGAAAUAAAAAGAGAAAUCUACAGAUUGAAGACGCGGGGCCCCAAGCAGACCACGAGGACUUUCUGCAAAGCCUUUGCUUGGGGCUGUGCCCCACGGCGGGGUUGGGCGUUGGGGUGGACCGGCUGCUGCUGCUGCUGACUGGCAGCAGCAGCAUCAGAGACGUUAUGUUCUUGCCGACACAAAGCAAAUAA
Eimeria tenella is the source of this 3108-nucleotide messenger RNA. RefSeq names its product lysyl-tRNA synthetase, putative. Gene Ontology annotation, biological process: lysyl-tRNA aminoacylation. The coding region runs from base 1 to 3108 and encodes 1035 amino acids. Gene Ontology annotation, cellular component: cytosol. NCBI's taxonomy places the organism in Eukaryota, Apicomplexa, Conoidasida, Eucoccidiorida, Eimeriidae. The transcript is spliced from 5 exons. Gene Ontology annotation, molecular function: tRNA binding; ATP binding; lysine-tRNA ligase activity. The record is from RefSeq and is a predicted model, not a curated record.